Maudiozyma saulgeensis is the source of this 1371-nucleotide messenger RNA. The record is from the annotation of a GenBank genome assembly. NCBI's taxonomy places the organism in Eukaryota, Fungi, Ascomycota, Saccharomycetes, Saccharomycetales, Saccharomycetaceae.
AUGAGUAGGUCAAACAGCAAUUACAGUUAUACCCUUGAUAAUGAAAUAUUAGGAGUUCCAUUUACAGGCGUUGAAGAUAUAGACUUAUCAGAUCCAAGAUUAGAUAAGAUAUCGAUGCAUUUACCAUUAAAAGCAAAUAUGGUUGAUGUCUCAGACGAUUGGGAUUCUUCAUUUCCGGAGACACCUAGUACUGGGUUUGGUUCAUCUGCAGGUGAUUCUUUAACAGCAUCGAUGACUAAUUUGAAUUUAAAUUUAAAUAUGGUAUCAGCUAAAAAAGUAAGAUUUGAUGAAAAUUCAACAUUGUUAUUAAAUGAAGAAGAAAAUCAUUAUAAUUAUCAAUUGCAUAAACCUAUGGCGUUCUCAACUAAUAAUACUAAAAAGACUAGAGAUGUUGAGGAUUUGAUACAAUCUGCUAGUUCAAUGAAUCAUUUUGUUGAAGAAAACAUUGGUAAAAUUAAUGAUUUUAGAAAUCAUUUGUAUAAUAAUGGAUUAUACAAUAAUAAUUCAAAUACUAAAAAAAAUGAUAUAUAUCUAAGGUCACAUAUUGGAUCAAUAUCUAAUUUCGAAUUAAGCGAUUCAGAAACUAUUCCAACUGAAGAUACUUUACAUUAUGAUAUUCAAGAUAAUAUUGAUUUUAAUUCUACUUUUAAUAGUAAUGAUGAAGAAAAUAAAAAUGAUAAUAUAAAUUCUAUUCAAGAGGAAAUGAAUAGAAAUAUAAAAAAAUAUGCAGAAUUGAAACAAGUCCCUAAAGAUGAUGGAUUAUAUGAGUCUCAUUUGGAGAAUCAACCUUACAAAUUCGAUCCAUCAAAUCUAACUCAAAUUAAUAAAGUAACCAUUGAUGAAGCUAUAAAAUAUUUUACAAUUACCAUUGAAACACUUUUACAAUUAUCACAGAAUCUUAAUAAUGAAUCACUAAAUAAAAUCAACCUGGAAAAUAUGCAUUCUGAUUUAUCUAGUUUCAAGAUGAAAAGUAUACCUUCUGUUUCUUAUAAAGAUUUAAUCACUAGAAUUCAAAAAAAAUGUGAAUUCGAACCUAUCAUUUUCUUACAAAGCACUUACUUAUUACAAACAUUAUUAAUUAACAGACCAGAGGUAGGAACUAAAGAAAUUCAUUUAAAGAAUAAAUUAGAAUUACAUCAUAUUCAUCGACUAAUAAUUGCAGUAGUAAGAAUUAGUUGUAAGUUAUUACAAGAUAAACAAUAUUCUCAUGAAUACUUCAGUAAAGUCUGUGGUAUUACAAAACGACUACUGACAAAACUAGAAGUAUCAUUGAUGAUCGCAGUGAGAGAUAACGAAUUGAUGUGUCGUAACAGAGACAUACUAGCUGCAUUAUCUACUGUUACAAUGUUAGAGAAUACCUGCAAUAAGUAA